AUGUCCUACCCUAUCACUCCCGCAUUCAUCACGCGAACCGUCGGCUGGGAUCCGGCCCGCGCCCAUCCAGCCAUGCAAUGGAUGGAGAAAUGCACGCACGCCUGGGACACUCGGCAAAGCUGGUCGGAGUCGUACACCCAUUGGGUCACGGACGAUUUCACCUUCAUCAAGGCCAAUGGCGAGCGGGCUACGGGGGGCGAACCGGCCUGGGAGUGCAUGAAAGCUGAAUACGGCAUGUUUAAGGCCUCACACCAUGAGCCCCGCUGGGUGUGCGUGGUUGAGGUUGACGAUGGAAGGGACUUCGUUGGCGAGGGGACGCUGUUUAUUGAUUUGCCGGCGGAAGGAAAGGAGCCAAAAGCAGCUCGGGAUUUGGAUGGUCGGGCGUGGGAUUUAGGUGUUGAGAGCAUGUUUAGGUUUCAUUUCGUGAGGUAUCAAGGGGCAGUGAAUGAUGGGUUACGGAUCAAGAAGUUUCAGAUGUAUAAUGAUGGUGGACUGGUGUUGGCGGAGAUGAUGCGAAGGGGGAUUGUGACGACGUAG
Aspergillus sclerotioniger CBS 115572 is the source of this 537-nucleotide messenger RNA. RefSeq lists its product as uncharacterized. The coding region runs from base 1 to 537 and encodes 178 amino acids. The record is from RefSeq and is a predicted model, not a curated record. The transcript has a single exon. Lineage: Eukaryota; Fungi; Ascomycota; Eurotiomycetes; Eurotiales; Aspergillaceae.